AUGGAAAGAUUCGCUUCUCAGAAUAGACAAGAUGUUCGCAAAGAAAUUUUCAAGCAAGAUCCAACGCUUAUUGGUCCGCAUACAGUAUGUUCGACGGUCUUUCUGAUACUGCCGCAGUACAACCUCGGAAUGGCCAUUUUCCGCGGCAGUUUCGUGUUCCAACUCAUCCAGCUCGGCGAGAAUUUCCUCAGUAAGAGAACUGAACCGCCCCGAUCUCGCGUCAUCAUUGCCGAUUCCGUCACUACUUCACUGGUCGUUAAUGGGCAUACACUGCGCUUGAAGUGGGAACAGAUCUACACACGUCGUCUUCUCGAAAGCGCGAAGUGCAAUGUUGACGAAGAUGUGAUUGCUGAGCAGAGAAAAGUGGACGAACUCGAAGAGUCUGGCGACAAUCCCCUUGUCGUCAAAGACUUGGCAAAGGCGUAUACCAAAAAAGCUCUUGCCGUGCAGAACGUCUCAUUUGCUGUGGAUCAAGGCGAAUGUUUUGGCUUGCUAGGCCUGAAUGGCGCGGGAAAGACAACCACGUUCGCCAUUUUGACGCAGAAAAUUCGUCCAGGAUGUGGUUCAGUGCAGAUUCACGGAAGAAGUAUGGUGAUUGGUGAUCGGUCGUCGUUUGAUCAAGUGGGCUACUGUCCACAGUUUGAUGCGUUGAAUAUGAAAUUGACUACCACUGAGAAUAUCGAGCUGUUUGCCAGAAUACGUGGUGUUCCCGAGAGACACAUAGAAUCAUUGGUCUCACAGCUUCUCGUUUCGCUACAUCUCAAGGCAUACUCGUCGACCGUCACCUCAGCGCUGUCAGGUGGUAACAGAAGAAAGUUGUCCGUGGCGAUAGCGUUGAUCAGCCAUCCAUCGCUUAUUCUGCUUGAUGAGCCGUCAGCGGGGAUGGAUCCUGGCUCACAACAGUUUCUGUGGAGAGUAAUCGACAGGUUCGGUGAAGGCCAUUCGUUGACGGUAAAGAUGAGCAGCACAAAAGAUGCUCUACUCGCGGCCAAAUUUGUCCAGAACCAUCUCAAAGGAGCUAAAAUUGAAUCCAUUCACUGCUCAACCGUGUUCUUCCACAUCGAUCGAGAUGAUUCAAGUAUUUCCGAUAUUUAUCGGGUUGUCAAUCAGGUAUUUUAA
Molecule: messenger RNA, 1119 nt
Organism: Ostertagia ostertagi
Lineage: Eukaryota; Metazoa; Nematoda; Chromadorea; Rhabditida; Trichostrongylidae
Source: the annotation of a GenBank genome assembly